Messenger RNA from Cercospora beticola, 744 nucleotides. RefSeq lists its product as uncharacterized. The record is from RefSeq and is a predicted model, not a curated record. Lineage: Eukaryota; Fungi; Ascomycota; Dothideomycetes; Mycosphaerellales; Mycosphaerellaceae.
AGAGCGCGGAGUAGUACCUGCCUCUGCGCACCUCUCGCGCAAGUCCUGCACAGGUGGCCGACGAAAUUGUGGGCGAGCAAGAGAGCAGCAACGAACGGAAAAAACUUGAUAUGAAAGUCGAAAUAGAGAUCAAUGGCUCUGGAUACACUUCUUUUCCUGAAAGAAAGAGGCGAGCGGAGCCCGAGUCGCAGGCGGAGGACUCUGCGGUUCUCCAGGGAAUAGCGUCUGAGCGUCGACAGAACGACUCCACGGUCAUGGACGAGAACACGAUGGCUUUCGAGAGACCAAAGGCAAGAGGCAAAAAGAAGGACAAUCGCUCUCCGGUUUCAAUGGGUCCCGGAACUGCCGGCGGUAGAAAUCACGGCGCAGUGGAAGCAAUCGAGAGCAAAGUCAGACCCUCUGGUGAGAACGAUGCGCCGCGAAGCUCGGCUGGGACGGGAAAGACAGCAAAGAACAAGCGCAAAGGACCUGCUUCCACGCAAGAACCGCAAGCUGGGCGAGGCACCACGAAGAAUAUAUCCCUCCCUGAUGUUGGUUCUGCAAGGGAGAAUUAACGCCAACAAUCAAUUGACAACAAGUCGUCACAGGUUCCUGCUACAGACAGGACAACGUCGUCCACAGCGAGCAAAAAAGCGAGGAAAAAGAAGCGGAGAGGCUCAAGUCCAACUGGUCUCGUUUGACGAUCUAAUAUCUCAGCCCGGUAGAACAUGCAGCGACGCCACGUUACGCCAGGCUCUAUUGUAU